Molecule: messenger RNA, 444 nt
Organism: Helianthus annuus (common sunflower)
Lineage: Eukaryota; Viridiplantae; Streptophyta; Magnoliopsida; Asterales; Asteraceae
Product: adenylate kinase 4
Exons: 3
Coding region: 1-429 (142 amino acids)
Biological process (GO): nucleobase-containing compound metabolic process
Cellular component (GO): cytoplasm; mitochondrion
Molecular function (GO): AMP kinase activity; ATP binding
Source: RefSeq, a predicted model, not a curated record
AUGUUUAUGCAUUGUUUUUUAUAUAUACAUUAUUUUGCAGGACCCCCUGGAUCGGGAAAAGGCACCCAGUCACCGAUUAUCAAAGAUGAGUACUGUUUGUGCCACUUGGCUACUGGUGAUAUGCUACGAGCCGCUGUUGCUGCUAAAACUCCUCUCGGAAUCAAAGCAAAAGAAGCUAUGGACAAUGGACAACUUGUUUCUGAUGACUUAGUUGUUGGAAUAAUUGAUGAAGCACUGAAGAAGCCUUCAUGUCAAAAAGGCUUCAUUCUUGACGGAUUUCCAAGAACAGUUGUCCAGGCAGAAAAGCUUGAUGAGAUGCUUGCAAGGAGAGGGGUAAAAGUUGACAAAGUGCUCAACUUUGCAACCACUUUUGGCUGGGUUUUUUUCUGGUUCAGUGCACUCAAGGCGGUUUUGCUGCGUCUCGCCUAGGCGCGCGCCUUUAAC